AAAGGGGCAGGUCGCUGUCUGCACUUUACGUGAUCAGUGGUUGGGAUGGAUCUGUUUCCCCGCAUCUCAAUCUUCUUUCCCCAGGUCUCAAAGCCGGGGUGCAUCUUGUCGGUUCCCCGCACACCGAACAAUCAAUUACCUGCAGGCCUCCACCUGCGGAUACAGGUACUCAGUACCUGUGUCCACGCUGGUGCAACGCUGCCAUUUCCCUGGUAGUACUUGUACCUGACACGAGUCGCGCGACGGGCCGCAAAUCCAGAUUGCCAGGCGGCUCCGAUGCGAAGUCCGAGACAAAUUCAUCCAGCCAAUCGUAUCUCCCCGUUUUGGGCCCCGCUUCUGCUUCGGGAAACCGUUUUUUCUUUGUUCCCGCAGCCACGCCGGCCCCUCCACCUUCAACGCCUUUGCAGCACCAGAGGACACAACGGCCCAGGGCGGGUUCCUCGCGCAGUGUGGCCAUCAAGAUGCAGGAGCAAGGUACGAGCGCUUCGUCCGCCUCUAUCUGGCGUUUCUCUCCCCGAGCAUCACAUGGCGGCAACCACUUGGAUAUUCGAGCAGUUUUGGAAGAUACUAAGGGUGUCCCUCCUGUCCAGUAGCGGGCGCUCUUCUUGCAGAGAGACAGAUGAUGAGAUCUUGAACAGAUGCGAGCAGAGUCCUCUCCGCCACUUCUUCAGAGAGAAAAGAAACGAACGUAAGGUAACCCAGGACGCGAUCACGGGGCACAUCACAGCCUCGACGAGUAUAGGCCAAAUCCCACUUCCACCGCUUGGCGUUCUGGCGUGUCGGCCCUGAUAUCCUUGAGCCCGGAGUGAUGGGGGCCCCACCUAGAUUGAUCGUCAAGUGACGGGUCGCAUUUCUCCAUCGCCCAGCGCAGGCGGUCUCUCCCGUCUUUCCACGAGCUAGCG
This is a messenger RNA of Parathielavia appendiculata, 902 nucleotides long. RefSeq lists its product as uncharacterized. Lineage: Eukaryota; Fungi; Ascomycota; Sordariomycetes; Sordariales; Chaetomiaceae. The record is from RefSeq and is a predicted model, not a curated record. The transcript has a single exon. Bases 277 to 789 code for a protein of 170 amino acids.